Rotaria sordida is the source of this 216-nucleotide messenger RNA. The record is from the annotation of a GenBank genome assembly. Lineage: Eukaryota; Metazoa; Rotifera; Eurotatoria; Philodinida; Philodinidae.
AUGCCUAAUCGUAUGAAAAAUUCUUAUACAAUUCAUGAACAAGGUUGUGAAUAUGUCAAUUAUGAUGAAGAGGAUAUGUUACCAUCAAUAACAAAUGAUAUAAUUAAUUCAAAUGAAAAUCAAUUCACAAUAGUACCAUUAAUAUUGAUGAAUCUAAAUUUGGGUUUAAUAUCAACACAACUUGCAAGUACUCAUGUUAUAUGUACUACUCAUUGA